AUGGCGCCUUCUCUAUGUGCUAUCUGCAAGACUGCUAGGGCUCUGAUAAUACGUCCGAAAAACGCUCAGAAGCUCUGUAAACCAUGCUUCAUCACUAUCUUCGAGGAGGAGAUCCACCACACGAUCAUCACAACGAAACUUUUUACACGAGGGGACAGGAUAGCAAUAGGCGCAUCUGGAGGAAAGGACUCCACUGUGCUUGCAUCAGUACUCAAAACCCUCAAUGAACGCUACAAUUACGGUCUGGAUCUGGUACUACUCAGUAUCGACGAAGGAAUCAAGGGAUACCGAGAUGACUCUCUGGAGACGGUAAAAAGAAAUGCGACGCAGUACGAAAUGGAGUUGAAGAUUGUCGGGUAUGAUGAGCUUUAUGGGUGGACUAUGGACCAAGUCGUGGAGACUAUCGGGAAGAAGGGAAACUGCACAUACUGUGGUGUCUUCCGCAGACAGGCUUUAGACCGAGGCGCAAAAAUGCUGGGGAUCAAGCAUGUGGUGACUGGACAUAAUGCAGACGACGUGGCUGAGACCAUUCUGAUGAAUCUACUUCGAGGGGACCUUCCACGACUGGCACGGAGCACAAGUAUAGUCACUGGCGGCGAAUCGAGCGAAGUCAGACGGAGCAAGCCCUUGAAGUACGCAUAUGAGAAGGAAAUCGUGCUAUACGCCCAUCACAAGAAGCUUGAUUACUUCAGCACAGAAUGCAUUUACAGCCCAGAAGCUUUCAGAGGAAGUGCAAGGACCCUGAUCAAAAGUCUGGAGCGAGUUCGACCCAGUGCGAUUUUGGAUGUGGUGCGUAGUGGCGAAGACAUGGCGAGACUAGUACCGGAGGAGGUAACAGGGAUUAGUCAAUGCAAAAGCCACAAAGUCCCGUUAUCAAGAGCUGGCGGCGAGGAAGAAGGCGGUGGUGGCUGUGGGAGUGCUGGUAGGGAGACUGGAGGAGAAAUGGCUGCUAUGGAGAAGAAGCUGCAGCAAGAUGAAGAGGCCACGAAUCGGGAGGUCGAUGUUGCUUCGUUAAUGGCAAACGGUACAGAUGGUGAACCACACGAUAGAACGAAGAGGAAGGCAGCAGCCCGGAAUGAUGUCAGGAAUGAGCAGGGAAAGAAGCUUACUCGACAAGUUCUAGGUACCUGCAAAACCUGUGGAUACAUGUCCAGUCAGGAUAUCUGUAAGGCCUGCAUGCUACUCGAAGGUCUGAAUAAGAACCGGCCUAAGAUGGAAAUCGAGGUCGACCUCGAGGAUGAGGAAAGCUCGACCCUGAGGCGGAAAAUUGAGGGUAUUGCUUUAUCGGCUGGUUGA
This is a messenger RNA of Drepanopeziza brunnea f. sp. 'multigermtubi' MB_m1, 1296 nucleotides long. RefSeq lists its product as uncharacterized. Gene Ontology annotation, molecular function: tRNA binding. Gene Ontology annotation, biological process: tRNA wobble position uridine thiolation. NCBI's taxonomy places the organism in Eukaryota, Fungi, Ascomycota, Leotiomycetes, Helotiales, Drepanopezizaceae. The record is from RefSeq and is a predicted model, not a curated record. Gene Ontology annotation, cellular component: mitochondrion; cytosolic tRNA wobble base thiouridylase complex.